Molecule: messenger RNA, 1175 nt
Organism: Branchiostoma floridae (Florida lancelet)
Lineage: Eukaryota; Metazoa; Chordata; Leptocardii; Amphioxiformes; Branchiostomatidae
Product: galactose-3-O-sulfotransferase 2-like
Exons: 4
Coding region: 1-678 (225 amino acids)
Biological process (GO): glycolipid biosynthetic process
Cellular component (GO): membrane
Molecular function (GO): galactosylceramide sulfotransferase activity
Source: RefSeq, a predicted model, not a curated record
AUGGCCUUCGAUUUGGGCUACCCAACUGAAGGAGCCGAUGAUAUGGAGGCAGCUGAAAGAUACAUCAAAGAAUUAGAGCAUGACUUCACGCUAGUCUUGCUGCUGGAACACCUGGACGAGUCCUUGGUUCUUCUGAGACGUCUGAUGUGCUGGGAGACGCGAGAUGUCGUGUGCGACACCGUUCCGAAAAACGCCAGGAAUUACUCCUACAAAUCCUACAUCCCUACCGCCGAGGAGAUGACCAACCUUCGCAAGUGGAAGGCCGUGGAUUACCUUCUAUACGACACGUUCAACAGGUCGUUGUGGCGAAAGAUUGAAGCACAGGGACCAGAUUUUAAGAAAGAGCUCGACUACUACAGGGAACUGAAAAAGAACAUCAGUUGGUACUGCCAUGAAGAUCUAAAACAGAGGUCCAACCAUAGCAUCGUUGUGAAAGCUUCCAAUUGGAGCCCACAAUUCGUAGUUGAUAAGGAAUAUUGCAGAGGAAUAAAGACCCGGGAAUGGAUACUGAUGAGAGAUAUACGACAAAAGGCAUCAUGGAAAGAGGAGAGACGUUGGGGCAUUGUACUGCCUAUUGAGAAUGUACGGUCGAUCAUCAAAGGAUGGCCAACCUUCAAAUACAAGAUUGAACUAACAAAUUAUGAGAAGGGAUUGCAGAAAGAAACAAAAACAAACUAGAAAGACCUACAAUUGCUUGAGAGCAAAUACAGCAUUCGCAUAUUUGAUUUCAUUCCUUUGUUCAAGUGCAUAAAAUCUAAGAUGAGAAGAAAAUAAAAUAAAAAGGGAUAUAUGAAUAAAAAGAGAUAUUCAACCAUUCGAGUACUUGCAGUAACGUUAUAUGUUCCAAAAUGGUAAUUGCUUAAGGUCCAAGUUAGCUUUUAUUUAUUUCCUCUUUACGAAGGAAAUUAUUAAAACUUGAGUCCACUGGAAGCUUCAGAUUACAGAUUACAGGCAGGUAAGUCGUAGAAGAGAAACUCUGCUGCCCUGAGAGAGCUUCAGCCAUUUUUUCAGGUGCAUUAUGGAAGUUUUACACUACGGUACCGGGCAGAAGAAAGUCGGGGCCCGUGAUCUCGUUCCCAGCAUGGCGACAGACUUCCUCAAAGUAUUCUCGUUCCCACUGCCCCAUCCAGCGCGACGAAACGUCUAGUGCCCACUUCUCUCCGGGUCUCCUCCCA